AAUAUUGUGUAAAAUUUUUCAUAUUAUUUUGGAAAAUAUUUAUUAUUACAAAAAGAGAAAAAAGAAAAAAUGAUGGCUUUUUUCAAUGCUCUUAUGGUUAAAACAACAACCAUUUGUGCUUUCCUGGUGUUUUGCCACAUAAUUGUGACGAGAGCCUUCAAUUUAGAGAAUCGCCUGCCUAUAGUAAAAUUCAAUGCAAAUCCGAAAUCGUAUUUUGGUUAUUCCGUUGCCACACAUACAGUGGGUGAAUUGGCCAAUUCGCUUAACAAUACAAAAUGGCUACUUGUGGGCGCACCAUUAGAUAAAAAUUUACAACCAGGUACCAAUCAUUCGGGUGCUUUAUACAAAUGUCCGAUAACACAAAACUAUAACGAUUGCGAACAGGUUAUAACAGAUGGCAGAAGAUCGCCUGAAGGAGUCUAUGAACCUACUUUCGAUAUUGAUGGUGUGGAAGAGUUAUCGGAACCAUCAGACGAUGAAAUUAAAGAAGGCCAAUGGCUAGGCGUUACCGUGAGGUCACAAGGCUUAGGUAGUAAGGUUUUAGUAUGCGCUCAUCGUUAUAUAACUAAAGUGCGUGAAAAUCGUUAUGGCCAAGGUCUGUGCUAUGUGCUAACCAACGAAUUAGGCCUUGAGGAAGUUUAUGAGCCAUGCAAAGGUCGCACAGUUCAAAGAGCCCACGAGGAUUAUGGCUUUUGUCAAGUGGGCACUUCUGGUGCGUUAUUGGAUGAUAAUACAAUGGUUUUGGGUACGCCAGGACCAUUUACUUGGCGUGGCACCGUAUUUGUUACCGAAAUUGGCGGGGAGUACUUGGAGAGAGACAAGAAUAUGUACUAUGGUGAUCAUUCGGAUAAUACGUCACCGGUUGAUAAGUACAGUUAUUUAGGUAUGGCAGUGACAGGAGGUCGUUAUUUUAGCGAUCGCAUGUCUUACGCCGCAGGUGCACCCCGCUCCAAUGGCCACGGUCAAGUGGUGAUAUUUAAUAAAGCUAACACUAAUCCCAUACCGGUAGAAAUGAUUAUAGAAGGCGAACAAUUUGCUUCAAGUUUUGGUUAUGAAUUAACCACGGCCGACGUUAAUGGCGACCAAAAACCUGAUCUCAUAGUUGCUGCUCCCUUUUAUUUUAUGAAAAUGGAAGGCGGUGCUGUCUACAUUUAUCAGAAUACCGAUGAUCAGUUGCCGGCAAGGCCAACUUUAAAAUUAACAGGCACUUUUGAAAGUCGUUUCGGUUCUGCAUUGGCGAAUAUCGGUGAUAUUAAUAAAGACAAUUGCGAGGAUUUGGCAAUAGGCGCGCCUUAUGAAGACGACGGAGUAGUUUAUAUUUUCUUAGGCAGCAGCGAUGGUCUUCUAAGUAAACCGGCGCAGAGAAUACAAGCAUCAGAUUUAGGUUUAUUACCAAAAGCCAUUAAGACAUUCGGCAGUUCUAUAGCGGGCGGUACCGAUUUAGAUGGCAAUUCCUAUCCCGAUGUAGUAAUAGGGGCCUACAAUUCGUCAGCCGUAAUCGCUUUAUUGGCUCGUCCUAUUAUAAGCAUACAAACUCGUGCGCGUAGCAAUGAAGUAAAAAAUAUUGAUCCAACUAAGCAAGGUUGUAUUACCGAUGCCUUUACUAAUUUGACUUGUUUCACUUUUGAGGCUUGCUGUUCGAUCGACCCGUUAGAACAGACUUCAGCUAACAAAAACUUAAGAUUAAUGUAUACCGUAGAGGCAGAGACAUUCGCGGGUAAUAAGAAAUUCUCUCGAGUUUUCUUCGAUCGCGAUAAUAAGCGCAGUAACGUUAUUAAACGUGAAGUGACUGUACUUACUGAUGGCCGCUUGUCUUGUCAGCGAGUAACCGCUUAUAUAAAAGAAAAUACCCGCGAUAUACAAAGUCCUCUAAAGUUCAGAUUAAAUUAUACUUUGGUAGAAACGCGUUUACCGGAUUCUGGUCUAAAAUUUUUAAACCCCAUACUCGAUCAGACGCAAGCGAAAGUUGAAUUUGAGGGAACGUUCCAAAAAGAUUGCGGCGAAGAUGAUACAUGUGAAAGUAAUUUACGUCUCGACGCAGAAUUAGAUCUGAACAUGGAAAAUGAAAAUUAUGCUUUAAUAUUAGGCGAACAAGAAGAGAUACGGGUCAACAUCAAUGUAGAAAACACGGCAGAUUCCGCUUAUGAAGCGCAAUUGUUUAUAGUGCAUCAAAAGAGCGUCGAAUACAUAGCAGCAAUAAAAACGAAUUCGGCUAUUUGUAAUCGUUUCAACGACACCGUGGUAGCCUGUAGUUUGGGCAAUCCUAUGCGUCGUGGCUCGGCGGCUCAAUUGUCUGUGCGUUUUGAUCCUAGCGGCUUGGAACUGGAUGAACGGAAGCUAACGUUUGACAUCUUCGCGAACACCACCUCAAAUUUGACAGCCUUUGAUGGAAGAGAGCCACGGGUCGAGCUGGAUGUUCACGUAGUUAAAAGAGCUGAAUUAAGCUUACAAGGUUGGGCUAGACCCGAGCAAAGCUUCUAUAGCGGUGAAGUGCGCUUAGAUAACGCUAUGAUGCAAAUGGAAGAUGUUGGCUCACAGCUAAUGCAUACUUAUCAAAUCUAUAAUGAAGGACCCUGGAAAGCUCCGAAAGUCCAAUUGACAAUAUAUUGGCCUCAUCAGAUAUAUAGCGAACAGGAUACACGUGCGAAAUGGUUAUUGUAUUUGGAAGAGAUACCCAUUAUCGAGAAUAUCAAAGAAGGCGAAUGUUUUGUUGCGGCCCAAUAUGUUAAUCCCUUAAAAUUGAUCAGCAAAUAUAAAUCAAAUUUUAUGGCAAACGAACUUCUAUUGGGCCCUGCUCCUUAUAUGAUGCGACCCUUGGCUAAUAAAACCCAUUUCCCCCAUCGAACUUUUUCCCAUUAUGAAAAAAUGGCUUACACGAGCAGUAAGCAACAGCAGUCACAUCAUCGCAUAUCUGACGAUUCAUCCAUUUUGAAUCGUUUGCCGCGUGACACUUUAACACGUAUUAUAAGACCCGAACGAUUUAUGGACUUUCGUGAGAAUAAAAAUAAGAAACGUGAUAUUGUCGAAUUAGAUUGCAAUAAAGCGACGGCAUAUUGCAUAAAAAUAUUAUGUGAAUUUUAUAACAUGCCCGCCAAUACGGAGGCGUAUGUGCAUGUUAAGGCCAGGCUGUGGAAUUCAACGUUAGUUUCGGAACAUCCAAGAGCUGAUGCAGUGCGCAUUAUAUCGACAGCUAAAGUCCAAAUACCAAUAGAAUUUCGCGUUGAGCAAGCGCAUGCCACCGAACAAUUGUUGGUUGAAACACGCGCCUAUCCUGAAUUAUUGGAUCCUCAACGUGACACAACCACUCCCUUAUGGAUUAUUAUAUUAGCGAUAAUUGGAGGAUUACUCUUGUUGGCUUUGUUCACGUAUGCUAUGUGGCGUUGCGGCUUCUUUAAACGAAGAAGACCAGAUCCCACACUGAGUGGUAAUCUCGAGAAGAUGAAUGAGGAGAAGCCAUUCCUUAAUUCAAAAAACAAUCAUCGUGUUUUCUAACAACAAGGUACGGUAGGGUGGGAUUUGGCUUUACGUCAACAACAGCAUCAAAAUCUCAAAAACACUAAAGUCAAACCGCCUAGAAAAUGUUUUUAUAAAUUUAAAAGUGAUAUCGAUUGGCUGGACUGGCAACAAAUGCAAUUAUUUAAUAAUCAUUACAAUAAUAACAACAAUUCUAACAAUUAUAAUUUAAAUCAAUAUUCGAGUGUUAUCGAUUGGGGUUUUAUGGCUAAACGUUAACAAACAAAACGAAAACAACUCAAACACAAACAAGCGCGAACCAGAACCAUUAAUAUUAUUUCCUAGUGCCAUUAUUUCUUUAUAACGGUUUUUAUACUUAAAAUGUAGUCUUAUUUUAUUUAAAUAUUUCUCUUUUGUGUAGCAUACUUUAAGUGUUUACGAAAUUAGUAUAAUUUUAAUAAGACGAAGAAAAAUGUUGCAAAAAUAUAAAAAACGCAUAUUAAAAAAAAAAAAAAA
Molecule: messenger RNA, 3969 nt
Organism: Glossina fuscipes
Lineage: Eukaryota; Metazoa; Arthropoda; Insecta; Diptera; Glossinidae
Gene: mew
Product: integrin alpha-PS1
Exons: 10
Coding region: 70-3492 (1140 amino acids)
Biological process (GO): integrin-mediated signaling pathway; cell-matrix adhesion; cell-cell adhesion
Cellular component (GO): external side of plasma membrane; integrin complex
Molecular function (GO): integrin binding
Source: RefSeq, a predicted model, not a curated record